AUGCCUCGUCAAUCUACACAUAAAGAAAUCCUGGAUAUUGUGGAUCAGGCUACACUUUCAUUGGCCAAACUACAGUACCAGGAUAUUCUGGAUGAUUUGUCUGACUCUGACAGUGAUUUUGGCACCGACUCUGAGUCUGACUCUGAGGACUUGCUUUCUUCUACUUUGGAUGAUAUUAGCACUAUCAAUCUCGAUAGCUCCCUAUCUUCCAGCGAUUGUGCUUUGCCUUAUGGCAGGCUCCAUGACACCAUUGCUGCUUUACAUGACGAGGUUGAGAGGGCACAUGUACUCCACAAGCCCGAUGAGCCUCCCCCACAAGCUCCUCAGCUUCAUAUGCUGGUUCACCAUGAAGAACACUGCCCUGAGUUGUUUCGGCAGAAACUUCAAGUCAACCCAGAGAUUUUUGAUGAUAUUCUUGAUCAUAUCUCUAGUCACCCUAUUUUUCAAAACGGGUCCAACAAUCCUCAGCUCCCUAUCUCUAUUCAGCUUGCCAUUUUCCUGAAUUGGGCUGGCCACUAUGGCAAUGCCAUUACUCUUCAGGAUGUUACUCAGUGGGCGGGUAUUUGUGUUCGUGUUAAACACACAUCUGCUGUCUUAAAGGGGCGGUUCCAGUCCCUUCGAGAACUCCGCUUCCAUAUUCAGGCUGAGAAAGACCUUGAAUUUGUGGUGCAGUGGAUUAAAUGUUGUAUCAUCCUGCACAACAUGAUCAUUCGCUUCAAAAUUCAUCACCAGAAGCAAGAUGGAACAUACAAGAGCUCUCUCAAUUGGGCUCAUGAUGAGGGGGAAGACUUUUUUGUUCAGGAGCCUGAGGGUCUAGAUGGUGAUGAAGUAGUUGGUGACAGGACAUAUGAAGGCACUCCAGGUCAGGGUGCUCGUGCAAAGCUGAUGGAUAUGCUCUUUGAUAGUCCUUACUCAAAUGCCCAAUGUAGGGCAGAAUGA
This is a messenger RNA of Suillus paluster, 939 nucleotides long. RefSeq lists its product as uncharacterized. The record is from RefSeq and is a predicted model, not a curated record. The coding region runs from base 1 to 939 and encodes 312 amino acids. The transcript is spliced from 3 exons. Lineage: Eukaryota; Fungi; Basidiomycota; Agaricomycetes; Boletales; Suillaceae.